This is a messenger RNA of Sclerotinia sclerotiorum 1980 UF-70, 675 nucleotides long. RefSeq lists its product as hypothetical. Gene Ontology annotation, cellular component: cytosol. The transcript is spliced from 3 exons. Gene Ontology annotation, biological process: heme biosynthetic process. Lineage: Eukaryota; Fungi; Ascomycota; Leotiomycetes; Helotiales; Sclerotiniaceae. Bases 1 to 675 code for a protein of 224 amino acids. The record is from RefSeq and is a predicted model, not a curated record. Gene Ontology annotation, molecular function: uroporphyrinogen decarboxylase activity.
AUGGAGCAUCAAUUUGAGCCCUUACAGAAUGAUCUCAUACUUAGAACAGCAUGGGGUCACAAGGUCGAACGGCCACCAAUGUGGGUGAUGCGCCAAGCUGGACGUUACCUACCUGAAUAUCAUGAAGCAAAAGGCAAGAAUGACUUCUUCGAAUGCUGCCGCUCUCCGGAAAUCGCAUCGACAUUGACUCUCCAGCCCAUUGAACGCUUUGCCGGACUUGUCGACGCAGCAAUCAUAUUCUCCGAUAUUCUGGUGAUUCCUCAGGCUCUGGGAAUGACUGUAGAAAUGGUCGACAAGAAAGGUCCCCAUUUUCCGGAACCUCUUGAAUCGCCCUAUGACGGCCAAUACGAGCGAGUUCUGAAGAAAAAUGUGGAUGUUGCGGCAGAGUUGGAUUAUGUUUACAAGGCAAUCACUUUGACGAGACACAAAUUGAAGGGAAGAGUUCCAUUGUUUGGAUUCUGUGGUGCACCAUGGACAUUAUUAUGUUACAUGGUAGAAGGAGGAGGAAGCAAGCUAUUUGUGAAGACCAAGACCUGGGUUUACAAGUACCCAGAAGCUAGUAAGGCUCUCCUUCAGAAGAUUGCAGAAGUGUGUGUAGAAUAUCUAGCUCUACAAGUCAAAGCUGGUGCACAGGUUAGUCCACCGAUCGUUUGUAAAUCUCCCGCCCGACUCUAA